This is a messenger RNA of Hevea brasiliensis (rubber tree), 539 nucleotides long. RefSeq lists its product as uncharacterized. Bases 86 to 385 code for a protein of 99 amino acids. Lineage: Eukaryota; Viridiplantae; Streptophyta; Magnoliopsida; Malpighiales; Euphorbiaceae. The transcript has 2 exons. Gene Ontology annotation, cellular component: anaphase-promoting complex. Gene Ontology annotation, biological process: regulation of mitotic cell cycle spindle assembly checkpoint. The record is from RefSeq and is a predicted model, not a curated record.
AUGGAGAUAUAUAUUUAGCAUCGGGUGAAAAAGCACCGAAGGCCACCAGCAAAGUGAGAGCGAAAGCGAAAAGAGGAAAAUCAAAAUGUUACAGUUUCCGGCGUUCAUGACGCAGUACCCUUGGUCUACGAGGACAAUUCCGCCGUCUUGUCUGCUACCUUCACAAUGGCCUCAACCCCACAGCGAAGAGCUCCUCCUCGCCAUGGAGGAGUCCGAUUUCGAUGAGAAAUGCAAUGAAAUCAGAAAGACAAACAGCAACCUCCCGGUGAUUGGGAAAACUACUGUUGAUAAUGAUAAAGAAGACUAUGAUAAUGAUGCUGACGAUGAUGAUGCUGAUAAUGCAGAGGAAUCUGAAGGCGAAGAAUUUGAGCAAGAAACUGGCUGAAUGUAGUUAACUUUUUUUUCUCUGAUACCAUCUUAAGAAUUUGAGCAAGAAAUUGGCCUUAGUUUUUCGAAAGUUUUAUCGUACUGCCCAUUUAUGUUCAAUAGAGGCUGUUUUGACCUUACCAAUUGAAUUAAUCUGAAUUUAUAUAUUUAAA